Molecule: messenger RNA, 177 nt
Organism: Penicillium expansum
Lineage: Eukaryota; Fungi; Ascomycota; Eurotiomycetes; Eurotiales; Aspergillaceae
Exons: 1
Coding region: 1-177 (58 amino acids)
Source: RefSeq, a predicted model, not a curated record
AUGCCACCAAUAUAUUCACAAAAGCCCCUAGAUGCUGAGCAUCAGGAGACCGUAUCCAACUUGCUAUUCAAGUCUAUCGGAAUGGCGAUUUUAGAAGCAUACACGCUGCUGCGGCUUCAUUUGAUGUGCCGCGCAAUACCCUUACACGCAGGCUCAAUGGCACACCUUAACGCGUAA